GUUAGACCUAGUAAUGACCCCACACCACACGGGGCGGGAGGGUGAAGGGGAGACGACUCAUGGGCCCCAUCUGUCCCAGCCUCUGAUUGUCCCCUGCAUCCCCAGCGCCAUGGGAGAGUGGGCGUUCCUAGGCUCGCUGCUGGACGCCGUACAGCUGCAAUCACCGCUGGUGGGUCGCCUCUGGCUGGUGGUCAUGCUGAUCUUCCGCAUCCUUGUGCUGGCCACGGUGGGCGGCGCCGUGUUCGAGGACGAGCAGGAGGAGUUCGUGUGCAACACGCUGCAGCCGGGCUGUCGCCAGACCUGCUACGACCGCGCCUUCCCUGUCUCCCACUACCGCUUCUGGCUCUUCCACAUCCUGCUGCUGUCGGCGCCGCCGGUGCUGUUUGUCAUCUACUCCAUGCACCAAGCCAGCAAGGAGGCGGGCGGCGCGGAGACGGCGGCGGCCACGGCGGCGACGCCGUGCGCACGCGGGGGACCCGAGGGACUGUGCGCGCCCUGCGCCCUGCGCGCCCGCCGCGCGCGCCGCUGCUACCUGCUGAGCGUGGCGCUGCGCCUGCUGGCCGAGCUGGCCUUCCUGGGCGGCCAGGCGCUGCUCUAUGGCUUCCGCGUGGCCCCGCACUUCGCGUGCACCGGUCCGCCCUGUCCCCACACGGUCGACUGCUUCGUGAGCCGGCCCACCGAGAAGACCGUCUUCGUGGUCUUCUAUUUCGCCGUGGGGCUGCUCUCGGCGCUGCUCAGCGUGGCCGAGCUGGGCCACCUGCUCUGCAAGAGCCGGCCGCGCGCCGGGGAGCGCGACAACCGCUGCAACCGCGUGCACGAGGAGGCGCGGAAGCUGCUGCCGCCGCCACCGUCCGCCCUGCCCUCUCGGCGCCCGGGCCCCGUCCCCUACGCCCCGCCGGCCUAUGCGCACCCCGCGCCGGCCGGCGACACAGAGGGCGAGGGCAGCAGCGGCCGCAGCAAGGCGUCACUGGCCACUGUCCGCCAGGACCUGGCCAUCUAGCGGCGGGCUGUGCGGACGGCGAGGUCCGAGGCCGAACCCCACCACCAGGGUCCUUGCCUCUGAAGCGAGAAGUGGCUUCCGCAAGGACUGUCGCAGGACCC
Molecule: messenger RNA, 1101 nt
Organism: Castor canadensis (American beaver)
Lineage: Eukaryota; Metazoa; Chordata; Mammalia; Rodentia; Castoridae
Source: RefSeq, a predicted model, not a curated record